GAAGAAUGGAUAGGAAUUAAGAACUAAUUAGGAAGUGAGAGAAGACGAGAGAUGAUCCACGCUCGAACAGAAACGAGAUCCGGCUGAAACAACUCUUAUACCAUCACCACCGGCACCGGCACCGGCGAGCGACGACGGCCGGGAAUUGCUUAAUCGGAAACUAUGGCACUCAAUCUCCGGCAGAGACAGACCGAAUGUAUUGCGAGAAUGUUGAAUCUGAAUCAACCGCUUAAUUCAAGUGGAAUGGCGAAUGAAGAUGUUUAUAAGAUCUUGAUUUACGAUAAAUUCUGUCAGGACAUUCUAUCUCCUUUGAUCCAUGUUAAGGAUCUUCGUAAGCACGGUGUUACUCUUUACUUCCUCAUCGAUAAAGAUCGUAAGCCUGUUCACGACGUCCCUGCUGUUUACUUCGUUCAAUCGACUCAGUUGAACAUUCAGCGAAUUGUGGCCGAUGCUUCACGAUCUCUUUAUGACACCUUCCACCUCAAUUUCUCAUCAUCAAUACCUCGUCCGUUGCUUGAGGAUCUCGCAUCAGGUACUCUCAGUUCGGAUUCAACUCAGAGGAUCUCUAAGGUACACGAUCAAUACUUGGAGUUUGUAACCCUAGAAGAUAAUUUGUUUUCGCUUGCUUAUAAAAACUGCUAUGUCCAAUUGAAUGAUCCUUCAGCUGGUGAUCGUGAAAUUGAGGAAAUUAUUGAGAAAAUUGUUAGUGGUUUAUUCUGUACACUUGCUACCCUAGCUGUUGUCCCUAUAAUUAGAUGCCCUAGGGGUGGUCCUGCUGAGAUGGUAGCUUCUCUGUUAGAUCAGAGAUUACGUGAUCAUCUCUUAGCCAAGAACAAUCUCUUCACUGAAGGUGGAAACUUUUCCAGUUCAUUUCAAAGACCAAUUUUAUGUAUAUUCGAUAGAAACUUCGAGUUAUCAGUAGCCAUACAGCAUGAUUUCAGGUAUAGGCCACUUGUUCACGAUGUUCUUGGCUUGAAGCUUAAUAGUCUAAGCGUGCCCGGUGAAAAGGGAGGAAUUAAAACCUACGAACUCGAUCGAUCCGACCCAUUCUGGGCAGCAAAUGGAUCGCUUGAAUUCCCAGAAGUCGCAGUCGAGAUCGAAUCACAACUGAAUAAAUACAAGAAAGACGUUGAAGAUGUCAAUAGAAGAACAGGAGGAAACGAUGGUGCUGAAUUCGACGGCACAGAUUUAGUCGGCAACACUAAGCAUUUAAUGAACGCGGUAAAUUCACUCCCCGAGUUAACCGAGCGUAAACAGGUAAUCGAUAAACACACAAACAUUGCCACAGCAUUACUUGGACAAAUCAAAGACAGGUCUCUCGAUUCCUACGCCAAAAAAGAGAACGACAUGAUGAUUAAAGGAAACAUCGACAAAACCGAACUCAUCAGCGUUCUCAAAGGAAAAGGAACGAAUGUCGACAAGCUACGUUUCGCCAUCAUGUACCUAAUAUCAUCCGAAACCAUUCCUCAAUUUGAAGUAGAAUCCGUCGAAACAGCUCUCAGGGAAUCCGAAAUCGACACCAGCGCGUUUCAAUACGUUAAAAAGAUGAAAUCGUUAAACGUAUCUUUAGCCUCGGCUAACUCCGCGAGUAGAAGCAACAUCGUGGAUUGGGCGGAGAAGCUUUACGGGCAGUCGAUAAGUGCGGUUACUGCGGGCGUGAAGAAUCUGUUAUCGAGCGACCAUCAACUCGCACUUUCGAGGACUGUCGAGGCUUUAAUGGAAGGGAAACCGAACCCCGAAAUCGAUUCGUACCUCGUAUUGGAUCCUCGUGCUCCUAAAUCUUCUGGGGGGUCGAGUGGGGGUCAUUUGAAGGGGCCUUUUAAGGAGGGGAUUGUGUUUAUGAUUGGAGGAGGGAAUUAUGUGGAGUAUGGAAGUUUGCAAGAGCUAGCCCAAAGGCAGCAGCAAUCUGUUAAACAUGUUAUCUAUGGAACCACGGAAAUGCUAACCGGGGCUGAAUUUGUCGAGCAACUUGCGGUUUUGGGUAACAAAAUGGGAUUAGGUGGCGGUGCUGGUGCUGGGGCUUCGUCGAGCUAAUUAUGCAAUACUUUUCUUACUUGAAUAUUUGGGUUUGGAGUCGGACAAAGUAAGUAACAACUACUAUUAAUUGCUACAUAUAUACACUAUUAUUUGGUUUGUUUAUUAUUAGUACUUGUGUUUUAUAAGAUGAAAAAAUUAAGAAUGUGGGUUUCCUAACCUUGGUGUUAAUUAUUUUCUUAUGAAUUGC
Messenger RNA from Impatiens glandulifera, 2224 nucleotides. Its product is annotated as SEC1 family transport protein SLY1-like. Bases 163 to 2034 code for a protein of 623 amino acids. Gene Ontology annotation, biological process: intracellular protein transport; endoplasmic reticulum to Golgi vesicle-mediated transport. NCBI's taxonomy places the organism in Eukaryota, Viridiplantae, Streptophyta, Magnoliopsida, Ericales, Balsaminaceae. Gene Ontology annotation, molecular function: syntaxin binding. The transcript has 2 exons. The record is from RefSeq and is a predicted model, not a curated record. Gene Ontology annotation, cellular component: Golgi membrane; cytosol.